This is a messenger RNA of Coregonus sp. 'balchen', 19248 nucleotides long. NCBI's taxonomy places the organism in Eukaryota, Metazoa, Chordata, Actinopteri, Salmoniformes, Salmonidae. The record is from the annotation of a GenBank genome assembly.
AUGAGUAACCACACCAAGGAGCGUGUGACCAUGGCCAAAGUAACCCUGGAGAACUUCUACAGCAACCUCAUCGCCCAACACGAGGAGAGAGAGAUGAGGUAGACUGCACACGCAAUGCCUUCCACCGACAGCCAUUGUUUCCAAUUCCUCUGUUCUCUAUUGCUACAUUCUUCUUAUGCGUUAUGACAUUCAAGGUGGCGGUUGCUAACUUUGUGGUAUUUGUGUUUAAUGAAUGUGUUGUUGGCUGACGAUUAGACUAAGAAAUGGUGACCACUGCAUUAUAUCUGUAGAAGACAUUCAUAUUUUAACAAUAGCUUUUCCCUCCCCUGUUUUUUUUAAAUAUUGGGCUGAUGACACUUGUCUGUCUUGCUUAGUAGGCCUGUAUGCUCUUUCUGAUGCAAAUUGUCUGGGGUGUUUUUUCAUGUUACCUCCCUGGCUCUCUUUGAGGGAAACCACACCCUGUCUGUGUUAGCUCUAGCACACUGAGGUCAUUUCAGUUUCGAGAUAAAGACUGAUGUGUGAAGAUUGAAUGUGUGUGGCACUGACUGGGGGCUUUUUUUUAAACUUGUGAUCUUGGAAAAAGUAGGCAGAGUUUCAACAGUGCGACAAACCAGAACGUUUACACACAUUCUUGACAUGAUUUCAAAGUGUGUGUAUAUGUGUGUUUAUAUGCAUGUCAUCCAUCAGCGCAAUGACCAUUUCUGUUCAAACACUGUCACCUGAGUAAUGAGUUUAAUGAUCAAACAAGCAGCAGAUGGUGGAGACAUGAGUUGGCUAUUGUCAAGUAGCGGUCUGAGUCAGUCUCGCCCUCAAGGCCAUGUUUGUGUCGACUUCACUGUUUAUCAGUUUCCUCUUGAAUACUCAGUGGCACCAAUCCAACCCCUACUAGCACUUAGCCCUAUUAAUAUCACUGGAGACCAAAGGUUACGUGGCAGGUCUCUUAUCUCAGCGGCUUCAGCUUAGAGCAGAGAAGGAAAUUACACUACUAAUAUGCAAGUCCCUGGGUCGCAUUCAUUAGCGCACACCGUAGCAAAUCGUUUUGCAACGGAACACAAAAACAAGGAUUUCUUAUGUUCUGUUUCGUUCCUAGUGAAUACGACCCUGAUGUUGUGGUGAUGGGGUUGAUCCAUAAAAAGCAUGUGGGCACAAGGACCGAACGACACCCGUCUGUGUGCUUUUCUGGAAGGAUACUUCUCAAUGACGCAUUAAAACUCUUAGUCCCUUACACAUUUUGCUACCUGAGCCAGUGAAGGUUACUCUUUCUCUCAAGAUAGAGAUGGGUGGCUGUGUUAUGGUGCACUUAAUUGGUGUUAUAGGAGCAUCAUUAUAUGGCUCAGCUGGAACCAAUCUCCCCUCUCACAGCAGUGUCAGUUCUUGAACAAAAGUUGUCUUGAACAAAGUAUCAACCAAACACCAUACACAUUAGUUGAAUGAAAGUUAUUUUUCUUGCAUUUCUGUUCCAGGCAACAAAAGUUGGAGAAGCUGAUGGACCAAGAGGGCUUGGCGGAUGAAGAGGUGGGGUUGCGCACGUACACAGACACCAGGGUUUCUGUUAUGAACAUGUGGCGCUGGACAUUUGACCGGCAACGUUUAAAAUGUACCGGCCCAAAAUGCAUUGGGUGCAUAACCUGAUUAGGGCGCCCACCCACAGUGCUCAGAAUAACAGAAAUCACAUUUGGAAUAUGGUAAUUCAUAUGAACAGAACAUGCAAGUUGAGAUUGCAAUGAUGUGUGGUCCUUACUGAAUUCUGAUGUGCACUUUGAACAUGUUAGAAUUUACUUUUCCUCAGCCAACAAGAUUAGUAACGAACAGCAAAAUCUCUAGCCAGUGUCAAUCUACUAUAGUAGAAAUGUUAGGCUACCUAUUCUAUUGGUCAGCUUGUCGAGAAAUAGUAUAUUCCAAACUGACUCUGGGACAGUUGUGGGACGAUAGAUUCCAAAUUCAUACAACCAGUAGGCCUAGGAUACAUAGUUAAUAAAAUAUGUUAAAAAGCAAUGAAUCUGAUGUAAUGGAUCAGAACAUUUAGCUUAAAAUGUUGAAUAACUAUUUCUUCACAUUAUAAGCCCAGCAAUGUGCACAAGGCAGUAGACUCACGAAUGUUAGUUCCAUAAUGCAAUUAGCGGGAAAACAAUUAAGUGUAUGUUUUCAAAAUGCAUACUGCCUCCAGCUCAUUGCAAAGUGGUGUGUGACGUGCUGAUGAAGCCUGCCUUCCAUUGCCAUUUGAUGUCGUGUUCAAAACAACUCAAAUCUCAGGCUUCAGUGCAUUCAAGACAACUGGGAAUAAAAUGAGUUCCGACUGGGGGAAAAUCGUUUUGAACGGUCAUCCAACUCGUAAUUUCAACUCUGGAGUCGGGCUUCUUUCUAGCGCUCAGAUUUUCCGACCUGAAGAUCACCUUUAGUCAUGAUUUGACUUCAUAUUUUCCAGAGUUCCCAGUUGUCUUGAAAGCACCACAAGAUGCUGCUGCUGCUGCAGCGCUUGCACUGUCAGACAGAUUUUCCACUCAAAGGCUCUAUCUGUAUGCUGUACACAUGGGAUAAGUAAGAUAACGAAUGUACUGUACACGCGCCAAUUUAAUUCCACUAAAUUAUGCAAAUUAACCUAUAGACCGUUAAGCAUGACGAGUCAAAUGUAUUUCCAUUGUCUGGUAUUUCCAUCAAUGAAUAGGCUAAAAAGCAUUAUUUCACAAUGGGAUUUUUUUCUUCUCCCGGCCAAAAAGAUCGGCUUUUCAACAUUUAUCAGACAAAAGCCGGCUAUUACUGGCUAACGGAAACCCUGACACAGACAUUUACAUUUUUAGUCAUUUAGCAGACGCUCUUAUCCAGAGCGACUUACAGUUAGUGAGUGCAUACAUAAUUUUUUUAAACAAUUUUAUUUUGUAUUUUAUUUUUUCAUACUGGCCCCCCAUGGGAAUCGAACCCACAACCCUGGUGUUGCAAACGCCAUGCUCUACCAACUGAGCUACAUCCCUGCCGGCCAUUCCCUCCCCUACCCUGGACGACGCUGGGCCAAUUGUGCGCUGCCCCAUGGGUGGCACACAACCUUUGACACCUGCACACUAACCAUUGCCCCCUCUACCUGUGCAGAAGCGUAUCCGACGUUCUCAGCACGCCAGGAAAGAGACAGACUUCCUGCGUCUCAAACGAACCCGCCUGGGGCUGGAGGACUUUGAGUCCCUCAAGGUGAUUGGCCGAGGAGCUUUCGGAGAGGUAGGCAUCAUCCCUUUUAUACAAACAUCUUUUAUGUAGCCUUGCAGACUUUCAGCUUAUUAUUUAAUACAUUAUUGGCACGUUUUGGUCCUAUUUGUCCCCAGGUGCGUCUGGUGCAGAAAAAGGACACAGGCCAUGUGUACGCUAUGAAGAUCCUCCGUAAGGCUGACAUGCUGGAGAAGGAACAGGUGAGGAGGGGGGGGGGGGGGGGGGGAGGAAGGGGUAUGUGAGGUAUACAUUGAUGGCCAGUCAUUUUCUUUUCUCACAAAUAUCUAAAGCAGUGUCUUGGAUACAAACAUGAUGAGUGCCUGCCAUGCAAUCAAGAAAUUGGUGUAUGUGCAUUUAUUCCUAGGUGGGCCACAUCCGUGCCGAGAGAGACAUCCUGGUGGAGGCGGACAGCCUAUGGGUGGUCAAGAUGUUCUACAGCUUCCAGGACAAGAUGAACCUCUACCUCAUCAUGGAGUUCCUGCCUGGCGGUACGACCCCCCCCCCCCCCCCAAACCCUGAACAGUCUCCUACGCUACUGGCUCAAAGUCAAAAAGGCACUAUUGUCCAGUGAGCUGCUCCCAGAUUAGCCAGUCUUGCAUGUGUAUUUAGACCUCAGGGCUUGUUUUCAUAGUGUUUCAGAGUAGGCGUGCCUACUCGACUCAGCCAAAACUGAUCCAAAAUCAGCACUCCUAAUCAGAGACACUUUGUGAAUACGAUCCCUGGCCCAUUCAGUAAGGUGAAGCAAUGUUGCAGAAAUACAUGUUUUGUAUAGAACAAGCACAACCUGCCAUCGUGCAAAAUAAACAAUUCUAUGCAACACAUUUCUAUCUGUAAUUCCACCAAAACAAACUUCUUCUGCCUCACUGAAUACGCCUCAAAGUUUAGUUGCAAUGUGGUGUUUUUUAACAUGCCGCUGCCCCCUACAGGUGACAUGAUGACCCUGCUCAUGAAGAAGGAUACUCUGACCGAGGAGGCCACUCAGUUCUACAUCGCUGAGACGGUGCUAGCCAUCGACUCCAUCCACCAACUGGGCUUCAUCCACAGAGACAUCAAACCUGACAACCUGCUACUAGACUCCAGGGUGAGUUUGAGCAAGGACUCGGAGACACACAAAUACGAAAACUGGGUCGAAUUUGCAAGGCACCAAACUGAAGAAAUCGGACUAAACUUGUCCAAUAAGAAAUGCUUGUUUUCGUUUUGUGUUGCAAAAGGUUUUGCUUCGGUGUGCACUAAUGAAUGUGAUCCUGUACUGAAGGUGCCUUUGUUUGAUUGUUUCAGGGCCACGUGAAGCUGUCUGACUUUGGUCUAUGCACGGGUCUGAAGAGGGCCCAUCGUACCGAGUUUUACAAGAACCUCAACCACAGCCUACCCAGUGACUUCAGUAAGCAAAGUCAGGCAUCCCCAAUCAAUCCAUUACUUUACAUACUAACACCCUGUAUCAAUGUUAAAGCCACAAUCUGGAGUUUGUGUCUCAGGCCUUAUAGUCAUUGAGAUUGACAUGAUAUUUGGAAGCAUAUUUUGGAGCUACACCUUGUUUGCAAACAUCCAAAUGACAAUGAAGUAAUAUUUGGGUUAUGAUAGAGUAAAACGGAUGCACUAAGCUCAAAUGGCAUUUUAUAAAUUAUAUUAAUUGGAAAUGCAAUUGAACAGUAGGAAAUGUCCCAGAUUGUGCCUUUUUAAUGUUUCUCCACUAACCUGGUUCUGAUUUCAAAUGUGCUUUUUUUUUAAACGAAGAAUAACUUAAAGAUUUGUUUUUAGGUAUGUUUUAUUUUAUUUCAAGGUGUUUAAAAAAAAAAUAAUAAUAAUAUAUAUAUAUAUAUAUAUAUAUAUAUAUAUAUAUAUAUUGUUGCAUGUACCAGUGUGUACAUAUUUUUGUUGUUGGAUGUUACAAUCCUUACUAACAGUCAUUGAAUAUAUCCCGACUGUAAAUCACUGGAUUAGAGCUGCUAAAUGACUAAUGUAAAUCAAUAGAUCAUAAAUGGCUAUUUGUUUUGUAAUAAAGAUUCUGAGGCUGAUUUCACAAUAGUAAAAUAUUGCUAGAAGGGGUAUACAUGGGUAAAGAUACUUGCAGCGCAUUCAGAAAGUAUUCAGACCCCUUGACUUUUUCCACAUUUUGUUACGUUACAGCCUUAUUAAUUUUUUUGAAGUCACCAUUUACACACAAUACCCUAUAAUGACAAAGCAAAAACGGGUGUUUAGAACUUUGGCAAAUGUAUAAAAAAAAGCUAUCGGAAAUAUCACAAUUUACAUUAGUAUUCAGACCCAUUACUCAGUACUUUUUUGUAGCAACUUUUGGCAGCAAUUACAGCCUCGAGUCUUCUUUGGUAUGACGCUACAAGCUUGGCACACCUGUAUUCGGGGAGUUUCUCACAUUCUUCUCUGCAGAUCCUCUCAAGCUCUGUCAGGUUGUAUGGGGAGUGUUGCUGCACAGCUGUUCGAUCGGGUUAAAGUCCGGGCUCUGGCUGGGCCACUCAAGGACAUUCAAAGACUUGUCCCAAAGCCACUCCUGCGUUGUCAUUGCUGUGUGCUUAGGGUCGUUGUCUUGUUGGAAGGUCAAUGUUCGCCCCAGUCUGAGGUCCUAAGCGCUCUGGAGCAGGUUUUCGUCAAGGAUCUUUCUGUACUUUGCGCCAUUCAUCUUUCCCUCGAUCCUGACUAGUCUCCCCAGUCCCUGCCGCUGAAAAACAUCCUCACAGAAUGAUGCUGCCACCACCAUGCUUCAGCGUAGGGCUGGUGCCAGGUUUCCUCCAAACGUGACGCUUGGCAUUCAGGCCAAAGAGUUCAAAGUUGGUUUCAUCAGACCAGAUAAUCUUGUUUCUCAUGGUCUGAGUCUUUAGGUGCCUUUUGGCAAACUCCAAACGGGCUUUCAUGUGCCUUUUUACUGAGGAGUGGCUUCCGUCUGGCCACUCUACCAUAAAGGCCUGAUUGGUGGUGCUGCAGAGAUGGUUGUCCUUCUGGAAGGUUCUCCCAUCUCCACAGAGGAACUCUGGAGCUCUGUCAGUGACCAUUGGGUUCUUGGUCACCUCCCUUCUCCCCCGAUUGCUCAGUUUGGCUGGUUGGCCAGCUCUUGGUGGUUCCAAACUUCUUCCAUUUAAGAACGAUGGAGGCCGCUGUGUUCUUGGGGACGUUCAAUGCUGCAGAAAUGAUUUGGUACCCUUCCCCAGAUCUGUGCCUCGACACAAUCCUGUCUCGGAGCUAUACGGACAAUUCCAUGGCUUGGUUUUUGCUGUGACAUGCGCCGUCAACUGUGGAACCUUAUAUAGACAGGUGGUGUGCCUUUUCCAAAUCAUGUCCAAUCAAUUUAAUUUACCACAGGUGGACUCCAAUCAAGUUGUAGAAACAUCUCAAGGAUGAUCAAUGGAAACAGGAUGCACCUGAGCUUAAUUUCGAGUCUCAUAGCAAAGGGUCUGAAUACUUAUAUAAAUAAGGCAUUUGGUUUUUAUUUUUAAUAAAUUAGCAAAAAUGUCUAACCCUGUUUUCUCUUUGUCAUUAUGGGGUGUUGUGUGUAGAUUGAGAUUUUUUAUUUUUAUUUAAUCCAUUUUAGAAUAAGGCUGUAACGUAACAAAAUGUGGAAAAAGUGAAGGGGUCUGAAUACUUUCGGAAUGCACUGUCUUAACCUGCAAGUGAGUUAAACCGGUUUAACCAGUAUGUAAGUUGCAUCAUUUUAUAGAACUGUUAAUUUUUCUUUACAGCAUUCAAUAACAUGAACUCGAAGAGGAAAGCAGAGACAUGGAAGAGGAACAGGAGACAGCUGGUGAGAAGAUAAAGCUAGAUGGGCAGCAUAUUUUACACAAGACACACUUGUAUUGGGGUGGUCUUGUAGUCACAUUGUAUGAUACUAUAACGCCUUGAAUAAAGUUAUUUAUUUUACUCCCUCGCUCUCUCCCUCCAGGCCUUCUCUACUGUGGGCACCCCUGAUUACAUCGCCCCAGAAGUCUUCAUGCAGAAUGGAUACAACAAGCUCUGUGAUUGGUGGAGCCUGGGAGUCAUCAUGUAUGAGAUGCUGAUAGGUGAGAUUUCAUUGACAAGCUUUACUUGGAGCCUCCAAAAAGCCAUUGAUAGUUUUUGGAAAUUGGCUUUCAAACAUAUACACUACAUGACCAAAAAUAUGUGUACACCUUCUCUACGAACAUUUCAUUCCAAAAUCAUGGGCAUUAAUAUGGAGUCGUUCCCCCCUUUGCUGCUUUAACAGUCUCCACUCUUCUGGGAAGUCUUUCCACUAGAUGUUGGAACAUUGCUGCAGGGACUUGCUUCCAUUCAGCCACAAGAGCAUUAGUGAGGUCGGGCACUGAUGUUGGGCGAUUAGGCCUGGCUCGCAGUCGGCAUUCCAAUUAAUCCCAAAGGUGUUUGAUGGGGUUGAGGUCAGGGCUCUGUGCAGGCCAGUCAAGUUCUUGCUGCGAAGAGACAGAAUCAUUAGAUCAUUUGUUUUGGUACUGUCCAUUUGUGGCUUGUUUUUGGUCACAGGUCCAGGAAUGGCUGAAGGAUUGCAAUAUUUACCUGUAGCGAACCCUGCAGAUAGCACUACUGGGUGAUCUGAAAAGUCAGUCAAUCAAUCAAUAACAUAAUACUAUUAGCAAAAAUGUUUAUUUUCAAUUUACAAUCUGUAGAAACAAUGCGAAUAGAAGGUUUCAGAACUUUUGGGAAACAUCACAGUACAGUUGAAAAAUAUAUGGCAAAUAGAAAUCCAAUAUGGAUGGUGUUAAUAGAUAGAUGGCAGGUGUUGAAUGGAGCUGAAGGAUGGGACUAAUAACAACUAACAACAUCAAGAUAACUAAUGUAGGGCAUGCUGUGUCCAUAAUAAGGAUAUAGGUUGAGAGCUUUUGUGAAGGAGCACAGUUGGAGAGAUAUGGCAUAUAGACGCAAACCGGAUGGACAUCAUUUAAAUGAUCGGAGAGGUUGAGGGUGGAGGAAGUUCAGCAGUAAAAACAAACAAAAUAGAAUUAUUGUAAAAUUGACUGUGUCCAUAAAAUGUAUAUAGUCUGUAUAAGCUGGAAGUAGAGGCCUAAGCGUUGUUGUUCACUAGUUUACUCCAAUUAGGGAAGGGGUGGUGGGGUUGGGAAGUAAUGAAGGGAAAUAUAUAUUUUUUUAAAGGAUCUGUAUGUACAGUUGAAGUCAGAAGUUUACCUACACUUAGGUUGGAGUCAUUAAAACUCAUUUUUCAACCACUCCACAAAUUUCUUGUUAACAAACUACAGUUUUGGCAAGUCGGUUAGGACAUCUACUUUGUGCAUGACACAAGUAACAAUUGUCAAACAAUUGUUUACGGACAGAUUAUUUCACUUAUAAUUCACUGUAUCACAAUUCCAGUGUGUCAGAAGUUUACAUACACUAAGUUGACUCUGCCUUUUAAACAGCUUGGAAAAUUCCAGAAAAUGAUGUCAUGGCUUUAGAACCUUCUGAUAGGCUAAUUGAUAUAAUUUGUGUCAAUUGGAGUUGUACCUGUGGAUGUAUUUCAAGGCCUACCUUCAAACUCAGUGCCUCUUUGCUUGACAUCAUGGGAAAAUCAAAAGAUAUCAGCCAAGACUUCAGAAAAAAAUGUGUAGACCUCCACAAGUCUGGUUCAUCCUUGGGAGCAAUUUCCAAACGCCUGAAGGUACCACGUUCAUCUUUACAAACAAUAGUACGCAAGUAUAAACACCAUGGGACCACGCAGCCGUCAUACCGCUCAGGAAGGAGACGCGUUCUGUCUCCUAGUGAUGAUAAUAAUAAUACACUGCUCAAAAAAAUUAAGGGAACACUUAAACAACACAAUGUAACUCCAAGUCAAUCACACUUCAAACUCAAAAAAUCUAACUGUACCACUUAGGAAGCAACACUGAUUGACAAUACAUUUCACAUGCUGUUGUGCAAAUGGAAUAGACAACAGGUGGAAAUUAUAGGCAAUUAGCAAGACACCCCCAAUAAAGAAGUGGUUCUGCAGGUGGUGACCACAGACCACUUCUCAGUUCCUAUGCUUCCUGGCUGAUGUUUUGGUCACUUUUGAAUGCUGGCGGUGCUUUCACUCUAGUGGUAGCAUGAGACAGAGUCUACAACCCACACAAGUGGCUCAGGUAGUGCAGCUCAUCCAGGAUGGCACAUCAAUGUGAGCUGUGGCAAGAAGGUUUGCUGUGUCUGUCAGCGUAGUGUCCAGUGCAUGGAGGCGCUACCAGGAGACAGGCCAGUACAUCAGGAGACGUGAAGGAGGCCGUAGGAGGGCAACAACCCAGCAGCAGGACCGCUAGCUCCGCCUUGUGCAAGGAGGAGCACUGCCAGAACCCUGCAAAAUGACCUCCAGCAGGCCACAAAUGUGCAUGUGUCUGCUCAAACGGUCAGAAACAGACUCCAUGAGAGUGGUAUGAGGGCCCGACGUCCACAGGUGGGGGUUGUGCUUACAGCCCAACACCGUGCAGGACGUUUGGCAUUUGCCAGAGAACACCAAGAUUGGCAAAUUCGCCACUGGCGCCCUGUGCUCUUCACAGAUGAAAGCAGGUUCACACUGAGCACGUGACAGACGUGACAGUCUGGAGACACCGUGGAGAACGUUCUGCUGCCUGCAACAUCCUCCAGCAUGACCGGUUUGGCGGUGGGUCAGUCAUGGUGUGGGGUGGCAUUUCUUUGGGGGGCCGCACAGCCCUCCAUGUGCUCGCCAGAGGUAGCCUGACUGCCAUUAGGUACCGAGAUAAGAUCCUCAGACCCCUUGUGAGACUAUAUGCUGGUGCGGUUGGCCCUGGGUUCCUCCUAAUGCAAGACCUCAUGUGGCUGGAGUGUGUCAGCAGUUCCUGCAAGAGGAAGGCAUUGAUGCUAUGGACUGGCCCGCCCGUUCCCCAGACCUGAAUCCAAUUGAGCACAUCUGGGACAUCAUGUCUCGCUCCAUCCACCAACGCCACGUUGCACCACAGACUGUCCAGGAGUUGGCGGAUGCUUUAGUCCAGGUCUGGGAGGAGAUCCCUCAGGAGACCAUCCGCCACCUCAUCAGGAGCAUGCCCAGGCGUUGUAGGGAGGUCAUACAGGCACGUGGAGGCCACACACACUACUGAGCCUCAUUUUGACUUGUUUUAAGGACAUUCCAUCAAAAGUUGGAUCAGCCUGUAGUGUGGUUUUCCACUUUAAUUUUGAGGGUGACUCCAAAUCCAGACCUCCAUGGGUUGGUACAUUUUAUUUCCAUUGAUAAUUUUUAUGUGAUUUUGUUGUCAGCACAUUCAACUAUGUAAAGAAAAGUAUUUAAUAAGAUUAUUUCAUUCAUUCAGAUCUAGGAUGUGUUGUGUAAGUGUUCCCUCUAUUAUUUUGAGCAGUGUAUAAUAUUCCAUUUAGCAGACGCUUUUAUCCAAAGUGACUUAGUCAUGUGUGCAUACAUUUUUACGUAUUUGUGGUCCCGGUGAUCGAACCCACUACCCUGGCGUUAGAAGUGCCAUGCUCUACCAAUUGAGCUACAGAGGACCACAGAUGAACGUAUUUUGGUGCGAAAAGUGCAAAUCAAUCCCAGAACAACAGCAAAGGACCUUGUAAAGAUGCUGGAGGAAACGGGUACAAAAGUAUCUAUAUCCACAGUAAAACAAGUCCUAUAUUGACAUAACCUGAAAGGCCGCUCAGCAAGGAAGAAGCCACUGCUCCAAAUCAGCCAUUAAAAAAGCCAGACUACAGUUUGCAACUGCACAUAGGGACAAAGAUCAUACUUUUUGGAGAAAUAUCCUCUGGUUGAUGAAACAAAAAUAGAACUUUGGCCAUAAUGACCAUCGUUAUAUUUGGAGGAAAAUGGGGGAAGCUUGCAAGCCGAAGAACACCAUCCCAACCGUGAAGCACCGGGGUAGCAGCAUCAUGCUGUGGGGGUGCUUUGCUGCAGGAGGGACUAGUGCACUUCACAAAAUAUAUGGCAUCAUGAGGAAGGAAUAUUAUGUGGAUAUAUUGAAGCAACAUCUCAAGACCUCAGUCUUCCAAAUGGACAAUGACCCCAAGCAUACUUCCAAAGUUGUGGCAAAAUGGCUUAAGGACAACAAAGUCAAGGUAUUGGAGUGGCCAUCACAAAUCCCUGACCUCAAUCCUAUAGAAAAUGUGUGGGCAGAACUGGAAAAAGCGUGUGCGAGCAAGGAGGCCUACAAACCUGACUCAGUUACACCAGCUCUGUCAGGAGGAAUGGGCCAAAAUUCACCCAAUUUGUUGUUGGAAGCUUGUGGAAGGCUACCCGACACGUUUGACCCAAGUUAAACAAUUUAAAGGCAAUGCUACCAAAUACUAAUUGAGUGUAUGUAAACUUCUGACCCAUGGGAAUGUGAUGAAAGAAAUAAAAGCUUAAAUAAAUCAUUUCACAUUCUUAAAAUAAAGUGGUGAUCCUAACUGACCUACGUCAGGGAUUUUUUACUGGGAUUAAAUGUCAGGAAUUGUGAAAAACAGAGUUUAAAUGUAUUUGGCUAAGGUGUAUAUAAACCUCCGACUUCAAGUGUGUGUGUGCACACUACCGUUCAAAAGUUUGGGGUCACUUAGAAAGUUCCUUGUUUUCGAAAGAAAUGCAAUUUUUUUGUCCAUUAAAAUAACAUCAAAUUGAUCAGAAAUACAGUGUAGACAUUGUUAAUGUUGUAAAUGGCUAUUGUAGCUGGUAACGGCUGAUUAUUAUUUAUUUUUUAAUGGAAUAUCUACAUAGGCGUACAGAGGCCCAUUAUCAGCAAACAUCAUUCCUGUGUUCCAAUGGCACGUUGUGUUGGCUAAUUGAUCAUUAGAAAACCCUUUUGCAAUUAUGUUAGCACAGCUGAAAACUGUUGUGCUGAUUUUAAAGAAGCAAUAAAACUGGCCUUCUUGAGACUAGUUGAGUAUCUGGAGCAUCAGCAAUUGUGGGUUCGAUUACAUGAUCAAAAUGGCCAGAAACAAAUAACUUUCAUCAGUCUAGUUUGAGAAACAGACGCCUCACAGGUCCUCAACUGGCAGCUUCAUUAAAUAGUACCCACAAAACAGCAGUCUCAACGUCAACAGUGAAGGGGCGACUCCGGGAUGCUGACCUAGGCAGAGUUGCAAAGAAAAAGCCAUAUCUCAGACUGUCCAAUAAAAAUAAAAUAUUAAGAUGGGCAAAAGAACAGGCAAUGGACUUUUUCUUUGCAACUCUCCCUAGGUCGGCAUCCCGGAGUCGCCUCUUCACUGUUGACGUUGAGACUGAUGUUUUGCGGGUACUAUUUAAUGAAGCUGCCAGUUGAGGACCUGUGAGGCGUCUGUUUCUCAAACUAGACACUAAUAUAUUUGUCCUCUUGCUCAGUUGUGCACCGGGGCCUCCCACUCCUCUUUCUAUUCUGGUUAGAGCCAGUUUGCGCUGUUCUGUGAAGGGAGUAGUACGCAGCAUUGUACGAGAUCUUCAGUUUCUUGGCAAUUUCUCAUGGAAUAGCCUUCAUUUCUCAGAACAAGAAUAGACUGACGAGUUUCAGAAGAAAGUUAUUUGUUUCUGGCCAUUUUGAGCCUGUAAUCGAACCCACAAUUGCUGAUGCUCCAGAUACUCAACUAGUCUCAAGAAGGCCAGUUUUAUUCGUUCUUUAAUCAGCACAACAGUUUUCAGCUGUGCUAGCAUAAUUGCAAAAGGGUUUUCUAAUGAUCAAUUAGUCUUUUAAAAUGAUAAACCUGGAUUAGCAAACACAACGUGCCAUUGGAACACAGGACUGAUGGUUGCUGAUAAUGGAUAUCUGAAUGAGGAGGACCCAGACUUCUUCCUUCAAUUUAACAAAAUAAUACUGGAUUUCAGUGAUUUUCCUCUGGUACUAGUGGGGGAUUAUAAUCAGGUCCCUGAUGCUUUUUUUAGAUAAAUCCAAAACUGGUCUAACCUCAAACUCAAGAAGCAAUUAAAAUACUGUGUAAAGAUGCUGGUCUUUAUGAUAUAUGGAGAUCGAUCAAUCCAACUGCUUGUGAUUAGAUUUAUUUUCGAAUAGGCCCACUGUUUAUUCACGCAUCGACUACUUCCUGAUCUCACACUCUCAUAGAUGAUAGCUUUUAAAGAUUACAUACGCGGAGUAAUGAUACAAUGAUCAGCUACUAUUAAGAAAUUCAAAACAGAAAAUUGAUACAUUUGAAACAGAGCUCAAAAUGCUGGAGAGGGAAUAUUGGUCCAAUCCUAACAAAAUGUAUCUGGUAAAUCUGACAAACCAAAUACGAGCUGAAAUACUUUAUUCAGUAAAAAAGCUGAAUAUUCCCUGUACAGGCUGAAGCAGAGAUGGUACGAAUCAGGUGAAAAGGCAGGAAAUUGAAAUCUAGAGAAACAGAUCGGCAAGUAGGUGUAAUCAGAAAUAAGACAGGCAAGAUGAUUACCAAUCAUAAAGAAAUAAACAAUAUAUUUCGAGACUUCUAUCAGGAACUUUAUACUUCAGACGGUCCUUUUAGAUAUGCAGAAAGCAGCAGCAUAUUUUCAUAAUUUGAACCUUCCUAAACUAUCAGAGGAAGACAGGAAUUGGCUCGACUGCCCUAUUACUUUGGAGGAAUUGACCGAAACAAUAAGACAAGCACCCAGUGGUAAAACUCCAGGGUUGGAUGGGAUACCCAGUGAUUUCUAUAAAAGGUUUGCAGAGCAGCUUAGCCCAGAAAUAUUGAAAACAUUUAACACAUCGAUUGACACAGGUGAGCACCCACCUAUGAGUGAUGCAGUAAUCACCCUAAUCCUCAAAAAGGGAAAGGAUCCCUAUGAGUGUGGGAGCUACCGUCCAAUUUCUUUGAUAAAUUAUUUACAAAACUUCUGGCUAUGAGGGUGAAUCAUAUCAUUAAGAAAAUCAUAAAUCCAGACCAGGUGGGAUUUGUGAAAGGCAGAACUUCAUCUGAUAAUCUUAGACACCUAUUGCAUGUCAUCUGGAAGGCAAAAGAUUUGGAUACUUCCGUGGCAGCCUUAUCACUAGACGCAGAGAAAACCUUUUGAUAGGGUGGGUUGGGACUACCUGCAUUAUACUAUAAAUACAUUUGGAUUUGGACAGAGCUUUCAGAAUAUUAUUAAACCUAUGUACAACGACCCCAAAUCCAUAGUAGUCACUAACGGACUACGAUCAUCUCCAUUUUCUGUAGGACGAGGCACGAGACAAGGUGACUGUCUCUCUCCUCUCCUAUUUAUUAUAGCAUUAGAACCAUUAGCCGAAGCCGUUAGGCUGCAUCAGUCAAUCAAAGGGGUUAAUAUGGGAGGUAGGGAGAAUAAACUACUGCUUUAUGCAGACGACAUAUUACUAUUAAUGUCAGACCCCCAACUCUCCAUAUCUCCUUUACUGGACCUAGUAAAUGCAUUUUCAGAGAGAUCGGGCUAUAAAGUAAACUGGACCAAAUCUGAAGUAAUGCCCCUAUCAAAACAUUGUCUGAGAAAUGACUUCCUCAGCUGGAGGUUUCAAUGGGUCCCUAAAAACUUGAGGUACCUGGUGAUCGCUUUAAAUCCUGGUCUAGAGAACAUGAUUUCUGAAAACCUUGAACCACUAUUGAACAAAAUUCAACUCCAGUUUAAGAGCUGGGAUAAGCUACAACUCUCAUUAUGGGGUAGGUUACAGGUUAUAAAGAUGGUCAUACCUCCUAAACUGAAUUACAUCAAACAUGUUACCACUAUCCAUACCUAUACUUUUAAAUCCAUAGACAAUAUUAUUACUGAGUUUAUUUGGGCCGGUAAAAGGGCAAGGAUUAACCUAGCUAGGUUACAGGCCUUUGUAUAUGCACAAAUAGGCACUCUUUAUUGAGAACUCGACUAGGCCAAUUUGGGUGGACAUGGAAGAGGAACUUAAUGCCCCAUUCGGAGCAUCAGAUUAUUUGAGUCAACAAAAAGUGGGAUUGCAGAAUCCAAUAAUGUACCAUACUAAAAAUAUAUGGAGUCAGAUUCAUAAGAGAGGGCGAUCUUCACCUUUCUUGACUAGCUCUGCUUCGUUAUGGAACAACCCUAAAUUGAAAAUAGGGGGACACAUGGUUUUCUGGAAAGAUUGGUAUAGAAAGGGGAUAAAGAACAUUGGUAGUCUAUAUCCAGUUUAGAGAUUUGUAUGUUUAAGGUAGGACAGAAUAACAACAAAUUCCCAGUACAUUCCGAUAUAAGUGUUAAGCUAGAAAUCCUCAGCAAAUUACCACAUACACAAGGGCUUAUAUACACUGCUCAAAAAAAUAAAGGGAACACUAAAAUAACACAUCCUAGAUCUGAAUGAAUGAAAUAAUCUUUAUUAAAUACUUUUUUCUUUACAUAGUUGAAUGUGCUGACAACAAAAUCACACAAAAAUUAUCAAUGGAAAUCAAAUGUAUCAACCCAUGGAGGUCUGGAUUUGGAGUCACCCUCAAAAUUAAAGUGGAAAACCACACUACAGGCUGAUCCAACUUUGAUGUAAUGUCCUUAAAACAAGUCAAAAUGAGGCUCAGUAGUGUGUGUGGCCUCCACGUGCCUGUAUGACCUCCCUACAACUCCUGGACAGUCUGUGGUGCAACGUGGCGUUGGUGGAUGGAGCGAGACAGAUGUCCCAGAUGUGCUCAAUUGGAUUCAGGUCUGGGGAACGGGCGGGCCAGUCCAUAGCAUCAAUGCCUUCCUCUUGCAGGAACUGCUGACACACUCCAGCCACAUGAGGUCUUGCAUUAGGAGGAACCCAGGGCCAACCGCACCAGCAUAUGGUCUCACAAGGGGUCUGAGGAUCUCAUCUCGGUACCUAAUGGCAGUCAGGCUACCUCUGGCGAGCACAUGGAGGGCUGUGCGGCCCCCCAAAGAAAGGUCAUUGUCCAUUUGAAAGACCCAUUUGCGACCAAGCUUUAACUUCCUGACUGAUGUCUUGAGAUGUUGCUUCAAUAUAUCCACAUAAUUUUCCUUCCUCAUGAUGCCAUCUAUUUUGUGAAGUGCACUAGUCCCUCCUGCAGCAAAGCACCCCCACAGCAUGAUGCUGCCACCCCCGUGCUUCACGGUUGGGAUGGUGUUCUUCGGCUUGCAAGCUCACCCCUCCUUCAAACAUAACGAUGGUCAUUAUGGCCAAACAGUUAUAUUUUUGUUUCAUCAGACCAGAGGACAUUUCUCCAAAAAGUACAAUCUUUGUCCCCAUGUGCAGUUGCAAACCGUAGGCUGGCUUUUCUAUGGCGGUUUUGGAGCAGUGGCUUCUUCCUUGCUGAGUGGCCUUUCAGGUUAUGUCGGUAUAGGACUUGUUUUACUGUGGAUAUAGAUACUUUUGUACCGGUUUACUCCAGCAUCUUCACAAGGUCCUUUGCUGUUGUUCUGGGAUUGAUUUGCACUUUUCGCACCAAAGUACGUUCAUCUCUAGGAGACAGAACUCGUCUCCAUCCUGAGCGGUAUGACGGCUGCGUGGUCCCAUGGUGUUUAUACUUGCGUACUAUUGUUUGUACAGAUGAACGUGGUACCUUCAGGCAUUUGGAAAAUUGUUCCCAAGGAUGAACCAGGCUUGUGGAGGUCUACAAUUUUUUUCCUGAGGUCUUGGCUGAUUUCUUUUGAUUUUCCCAGGAUGUCAAGCAAAGAAGCACUGAGUUUGAAGGUAGGCCUUGAAAUACAUCCACAGGUACACCUUCAAUUGACUCAAAUGAUGUCAAUUAGCUUAUCAGAAGCUUCUAAAGCCAUGACAUCAUUUUCUGGAAUUUUCCAAGCUGUUUAAAGGCACAGUCAACUUAGUGUAUGUGAACUUCUGACCCACUGGAUUUGUGAUACAUUGAAUUCUAAGUGAAGUAAUCUGUCUGUAAACAAUUGUUGGAAAAAUGACUUGUGUCAUGCACAAAGUAGAUGUCCUAACCAACUUGCCAACACUAUAGUUUGUUAACAAGAAAUUUGUGGAGUGGUUGAAAAAACGAGUUUGAAUGACUAAGUGACCUAAGUGUAUGUAGUCUUCCGACUUCGUAUGUAUGUAUGUAUGUAUGUAUGUAUUGCAUCUUAUGAAUGUCACAAAAUGGUGCCAUUCCUAUGCAUUUGGCCGUGCCUGUCUUAUGUGUUGAUCCCUUGUGUGUAUUGUGUUCCAGGCUAUCCCCCGUUCUGCUCCGAGACCCCCCAGGAGACCUACAGGAAGGUGAUGAACUGGCGGGAAACGCUCACCUUUCCCCCGGAAGUGCCCAUCUCGGAGAAGGCCAAGGAUCUCAUCCUCAGGUUUUGCUGUGAAGAGGAGCACAGGAUUGGAGCCACAGGGGUGGAGGACAUCAAGGGCAACGCCUUCUUCGAAGGGGUGGACUACGACCACAUCAGGUAGGAGGGCUUAGAGGAGGAGGAGGAGGAGGAGUAGUAGUAGUAGGAGGAGGAGUAUUUUCCACCCUUGAGCUGGAUGGCAGCUCUCUACUUCGUCCCUUGAUACCACUGAGUGAGGAAAAAGGGACAUUUGAAGAAUUACGUUUUCCAAAUACAUUUUCCCAAAUGUUAUGUGUUAGUCAAGCACACUUAUUUUUGUAUUUAGCUCCUUAGCUAAGUCGUCAUUACGACAAAGGUAGUUAGCUACAGCGUUUAGUAAACUAAGCAAGAACAUUUUCUUGCCCGCCGUGUUUUGAUCUCCGCGGCGGUAGUAGGCGCGAGUGCAUUGACAAGCAAGAAAAUGUGUGGUGUUGUGGUAGUUCAGUGCGCGUCUCUGUGUGAAUGGAAACCAACAUGGCAGAACGCUUUUCCGCUAAUACCGUCCUUCAGAGAAUGUUAUGUUAGACUAUUAAAAAUGUGUAGGUCUAUGUUAACUAAUCAGUUCUUGAUCUUUCCUCUUGAAAUUGCUGUAUGUCAACAGUAGGCUGCUAAUGAUGUAAUAAUAGUCAGUUCACCAAUCACAACAAGGCAUGUUGAAUGAAUGGUAGCAUAGUAGUCAGACCUAACUUGAUGGAUUAUAUCAGGGAUGGAGAUUUGAAAUAAGCUUAUAUAGGCCUAGUUCAGUUGUUUCGUAUUCCAAAUAGCCUACUGUAAGCUAAACUACUACAUUGCAUCCAGUAAUUGAAUUAUUCAAAAAUGUCUCCCCAAACAAAAUAAGAACCCAGUUUACAUUUUUCCAAAUCCACCGAUUUUUAAUUAGAAUAAUCAUUACCCCUCAUUUUAACCUAGAAAAAUUUGAAGAUUUCAUUAAGACCACCUCAAUUUAAUUUAGGAUCAAACCCAAGACUUCUGUGUUGGCUAUGUUGUUUAAUAUAAUUUAAGACUAGGUUUCAGGAAAUGGCAGUUACAGGUUUUUCAAAUGCUAAAUGCUCCAACUUUAAGUUGACUGCCCCCCCCCCCCCCCCCAAAAAAAAGCACUGAUUUGUACAUUUUAAACGUAUUUCUAGUUAGCUACUGAAGAGCAGCCAAGUACCCAUACGUCUAUGUAGCCUAUUAUUCCUACUGAGGCAGUCCUCUGCCAACAUAAUUAUUAGGCAAAAAAUAAAUGUGCAUUUUCCUAUGAUUUGAGCAGUGUAGGUGUUGCGUGUGCCGUGAAGUGGUACUCGUAAAAAUUAUUCAAGGUUGGCAGGUCUGUAUAUCCAAACCAUUUGAAAGUUUGUUUGUUUGUUUAUUUAGCAACAUCCAGAAUCUCCUGGCUAGCAUUUUCUGACAUUGUAGCGGUGCAUUUAAAAACUGAUGGGAACAGUCCUGUUCUAAAACUAGGGUCCCGUUUCUUCUACAGAGAGAGGCCCGCUGCCAUUCCCAUCGAGAUCAAAAGCAUCGAUGACACGUCCAACUUUGACGAGUUCCCAGACUCAGAUAUCCUCCAGCCAACGGGUACGUUGCUUAUUGUCACAACACCAGUGGCUGUCAGUGGUCAUAGUUCAACAGUCAUGUUCAUUAGGUCCCUCCCCGUUUGGUUCCGUCUGCUCUGUUUGGUUCCUAGAGUACACGGUAAACAGUUUCCGUUGCAAAAUGUUUUGCAAUGGUCUGCGACUAAUGAAUACAUGCCUGGUAGUCCCUCCCAGGUUGUCCGUUUUCUUUCAUUUGGUACCUAAUGAACACGGCCCAGGUCAACCACCUUGAAACAAGACUAUGUCAAAAAUGUUAUCCUUUGUUUUCCUCCAUUGCCCUGUGUGAAAUAAUCCCGUGACUUUUCCUCCUCAGCUGCCCCUGUUGUGUCCAAUCAUUCUGAGGUGGACCUGAAGAACAAGGACUGGGUCUUCAUCAACUAUACCUACAAGCGCUUCGAGGGCCUCACAGCCCGAGGGGCCAUCCCCUCCUACAUGAAGACAGGGAAGAGAUGA